Messenger RNA from Ruditapes philippinarum (Manila clam), 2446 nucleotides. RefSeq lists its product as uncharacterized. The record is from RefSeq and is a predicted model, not a curated record. Lineage: Eukaryota; Metazoa; Mollusca; Bivalvia; Venerida; Veneridae.
AAACUGCAGAAGCUCUUACGUGAAAGAGAUACCUGUACUAGUGAUGGGUCGGCGCCACCAGAAGAACAAAGUCCGUCUGCUGUCGCAAAUCUCGAACCACCGCCUGCGUAUGAUACAAUAAACAGUGAAACGCAUCAAGACGUUGCACCGCCAUACUUUUAUAAACCGGAGGAUCAAACAAAUAUUGAUGUUCUGCCACCGGAACCAAACCCUGGGGCAGCAGACGUACUUGUGCCACCAUCAGAAAAACCAGUUGAAACAGCAGUUGACGAGAAAAAAACAGAAACAGAUGAAGACCUUGAUGCAAUGUCGUGCUUUUUAGUAUCAUCAUUUUGCCUGAUUGGGGUAGCAAUUGCCGGACUAAGCAUAGCUAAAAUUGCCAUGGGAUCGUCAUAUCUACACGACUGUGAUAUCCGAUUUAUGAUCCCAAUUUACCUCAUUGUGAGCGGGCUUGCACCGCUAUAUUUCACAAAACUUAUCUGCGGAGGUGAUGAUAGUAGUGACUGCUCUCUAUGGCAGAUAUGCUGGUCAAUCGCUGGAUUCUUAUUUUGUCUUGCCUGGCUUAUAUGCGGUUCGGUAUGGGUGUACCCUACUUAUAGCACUGUGAAGGCAGAAGACUUCAGACCGUGUACCGCAACAAUAACAGAAAAUUGUUCUUAUGGAACUUGUGACACAGUUAUUAUCAAAUUUGCAUUUGCCAUGGUCACGCUUGAUUGGAUUUUUCUGGUGCUAAUGAUAGUACUUUUUAUUUGGGCAAUGUUUUCAGAUAAAAGUGAUAAAAAUUGAAAACAUUCGAAUUUUGGCUUUCUUAUGAAAGCAAUGUAUGAAGACAAAAGGAAACGCUUUGGUGAAAUAUGAGUUUAAAGGCAUAUACAUGUAUAUUACAGUUACAUAAAUACAUAAUUUAUAAGAAUAAUGGAAAAUGUGUAAUACAAGGUUUUUUUUACAGAUAUUAAUUUUUAGUUAUCUGCCCUUGAAUUUGAAAAUUUCCUUAAUAUCUGAAGGACAGGUAAUUCACAGUUACUCGUAAGAUGAUCAAAAAUUUGUUUUUCAUAUACAUUUUACAUGUAGCUGACUUUUUUUCGUGUCACUGAAAAAUUUAAAGCACUGCUUUAGGGUAUUUUUUUAAUGUUCUUCUUUUCAAGUGAAUGGCCUAUAAUGAAAUGUCAUCAAUAUACCUUUUUACAAUACGAUUCUUCCAUAGCAACCAAUGUUGCAUUUCGCGCAUGCGCAUUCUGCGUAGGGCAAAAGCGCAAUAAAAUUGACAACAAUGUAUGAUACUUUAAGGCUUCAAUAGUCGUUAAUAGCUUUUAGUAACGGACAUAAUAACAAACCACGUAAAAUUAUUCAUAAAUGUUAUUGACAAGUAUGUGAUAUAUAAGCCAACACAACAUAAUUAUAUCUAUAUAGCAAUUAAUGAAAUGUUUUAGAACAAAAUAUUAAUAUUCAUCGUAAAAAAAUUUCAUAGGAUCUAAGACCUUUGUCAACCUUUUUUCCCCCGAAUAAUUGUUUCACAAGAAUAUCCAAAUUAUACAAUUCUAUUGUUUUUAUUUGUAUUUGAAAUAAUUUUGGAAAAUAUUCCCAUUGUAGACCAAUCCACUUUAAACCUAAGCCAAUUUUCUUUACAAAAUGGUAUAUUUUUAAUGAAUUUUCAGUCAUUUGACAUUGAAAAAAAAUGUAACAAAAACGUUUAAUGAAACGAAAUUUUUUAUUGUGACAAUGGAUAAAGUAAAAAAAGUAACCAGAAGAAAAAGUAAGGUAUGCAAAACCUUUAUGUAAGUUAACUUCCUUUGACAUCACUGAAAUUUGCAACUUCAAGGGCAGAUAAUUAUGUUGUACAUUUUUCAUUCUGCCUUAAUGCCUUUAUCAAGUAUAGCCUUAAAGUUCCUAGUACCAUUGUCAUAUUGUUGUUUUUGGCUUGUAAGACAGACUGAGUCAGGACCGCGGCAACAGCAUCGACAUAGGCGGUAUAUCGAUAUAGGAGGUAUAUCCAUAUAAACGAUUUCUUUUUAAGAGGAGUUUACUGUAGAUGGAUUAUCUUGCAUUAUUGAAAUGUUAUACAGGUAAUUUUACUCACGUGACUUGAGGUGUACGGACAGAGAAAGUGAGCAUUGUUGGUAUAUCAGUUGAGUAAAUGCCUCUACAGAAUUAAGCAUAUCAUAAUUAUGUUACGAUACAAGAGUAUGAAAUUGAUACAUAAAAUAUGCCUUAGAUUUUUUACCUUUUGCUUAAAUAAAUUAUUUGAAAAUUCUCAAUUUGCUGUUGUACAAUUUUUUUUCGUAUAUUUUCUUAUUUUGUAUGAUGUAACUUUUGUAUGAUGUACAUGAUGAUGUAUAAUGUGGAGGCUAUGAAGUAAAACAAACGUCCUAUCAUUUAUCUCUACAUAUUUGUCAGUGAUAAUAUCUGAAUGUUUUGCUAUACAGUUUUUGCUAUAAAUAAAGUUAAU